UUCACGCCAGAUUGUUUUGAAGGUUCCCUGAAAGAUUUAUUUGGAAUGAAAGCAAAAAAAGCAUUAAAACCCGGUAGUGUCCCUUCAAUAUUCCCCUUUCUAAAGCGUAAACCAGAGCGGGAAUCCUCAAGAGGCAGAAAAGAAAAGCGAUGCAAGAGGUAGCCCAUUAAUGUUAUUUUUACAGAAUAAUUUUUGAUAUUAUUUAUCUUGAGCAUGAAUAAGUAUGUAUUGAUAUAUAUAAGUGAGAUCAUUAUAUUAAAAUUUUCUUUUGAACAUUACACUUGAAACAUUUUUUAAUUAAAUGAAUCUAAAUUCCACAAUGUGCAGGAAUUAGCCAGUAUGCUUGAACAACCCAGUGAUGCUGAAGACUCUUCACUCACAUUGUCCAUGACCAUGACUGAGAUAGAGCCAGAAAUAGAUACUUCUGCUGGAAGAAGUGUGGCAGUACUAUGUGAUAGUGAUACUCCAAGUAGUGUUGAUGCUGAAACACAGUGUGAAAAGAUUUCAACACGCAGUAUUGCAGUUCAGACACUGGCACAGAGGAAAAAGCCAAGAAGGAAAAUAAAAUACAGUAACUUUUCAAAAACCUCUAGUCCCAUGAACAAUAGUGCACAUUCAAUGUCAAACCUACCAUUAGCUUCUGUUGUUAUACCACCAAUCAUGCAUGACAUCACCCAGAUUGAGAAUGCAUCAUGUGGGGAAGAUAAUUGUUCAGAGCAUGAGGAGACUGUGAAUACCAUAGAUAAAAGCUCAACUGAAAGUGAUCUGUCAGAUGGUAGUGAUGAAGAUUAUGUGUGUUCUUCCCCAAGUUCCAGCAAUGAAUCGGAUGAUGAUAAGCAAAACACAGAGAGAAAAUUCAUUGUUUUUGAAAGAAAGCUAGAUGAGUUGUUCAUAUCAUGCAAAUUUUGUUCUUCCAUAUGUGAGAUUGAAAAAUCUACAGUGGGUAGCAUGGUGAUGUACAAGGCAAUUUGCCACAAAAAUCAUAUCUUCAAGUGGAAGUCACAGCCUAUGUUGCACAAUAAACCAGCUGGAAAUGUUUUGAUACCAGCAGCAACAAUCUUUAUUGGUUCAACAUAUGAGCCAUUGAAGCAAUUUGCAAAUGCUUUGAACUUAGGUUUUGUGAACAAGGACCAGUUCUAUAAUAUGCAGGAUGAAAUUGUCUUUCCAGUGAUUAAUAGCACCUAUAGAAAACAGCAAAAAACUAUAAUAGAAAAAUAUACCAAGGCAGACAUACCAAUAGAUUUAUGUGGUGAUGGAAGAUGUGAUAGUCCAGGUCACAAUGCAAAGUAUGGCACAUACACGCUGAUGGAAGAAAACAGUGGGAAAAUUGUUGAUUUUUCUUUGAUACAGGUAUCUGAAGUGUCUUCUUCCAAUGCAAUGGAGAAUGAAGAUCAUUGA
Molecule: messenger RNA, 1398 nt
Organism: Xenia sp. Carnegie-2017
Lineage: Eukaryota; Metazoa; Cnidaria; Anthozoa; Malacalcyonacea; Xeniidae
Exons: 2
Coding region: 340-1398 (352 amino acids)
Source: RefSeq, a predicted model, not a curated record